This is a messenger RNA of Xyrauchen texanus (razorback sucker), 2177 nucleotides long. RefSeq names its product syntaxin-2-like. Gene Ontology annotation, molecular function: SNAP receptor activity; SNARE binding. Lineage: Eukaryota; Metazoa; Chordata; Actinopteri; Cypriniformes; Catostomidae. Gene Ontology annotation, biological process: synaptic vesicle fusion to presynaptic active zone membrane; intracellular protein transport; exocytosis. The transcript is spliced from 11 exons. Gene Ontology annotation, cellular component: plasma membrane; endomembrane system; synaptic vesicle. The record is from RefSeq and is a predicted model, not a curated record. Bases 463 to 1392 code for a protein of 309 amino acids.
UGGGCUAUAAUUUACAGCUGAACACGCAGUAAAUAGUUAAACAUUUAAAGAUAUACAUAUAAUAUAUUUGUACUCGCCUAUUUACAGGACGCUGUUGCCAUGGUACUACCGCAGUGUUUCGUAUAGGUGCGCCCACAGCAUUAGUCAGACUCGCAGAGGAGAAAUCCGUCCAUUGGUGACAAGACGGUGAAAUGACAGGAUGGAAACUGAACGGACAAAAACAUUUUCCUAGCUGGAUGACUCCAUGAAUAUAAAACACUUUAUUUGUAAGCUGCUGUUGUGUUUUUGUUCUGAAAAGGACUAAGGUCAGUGGUUACUUCAUUUAUGUGCUUAGUUUACUUUCUCCGACAUGCAUUCAUUUGUCGCGAUCUAACCAGAACUUGCAAUGGACUUUUACGCGUACGAACCGCAGCGGAUGUGCACAAUUAACAGAGGAUAAUUGACUUUCCGAACGGCAUUGUUAUGAGGGACCGACUGGCUGAAUUGAAGUCGGACAGGCAAGGUGUCGGUGAAGAUGAGGGUGUCGCUUUGUCCAUGGAGAGAGAUGUCUUCAUGCAGGACUUCUUCAGAAAGGUGGAGGAGGUCAAAGGGGUCAUUGAUAAGAUCUCCUCCUUGGUGAAUGAGGUGAAGAAGAAACAUAGCAUCAUCCUUUCGGCCCCCAACCCUGAUGAGAAAACUAAAGAAGAGCUGGAACAACUCACAGUAGAAAUCAAGAAACAUGCCAAUAUUGUCCAGACCAGUCUCAAAUCAAUGAAACGGAGUCUACCUCCAGAUGACCAGAUAAACUGUGCCGCAGUGGAUGUACGCAUUCAGAAAACUCAGUACUCUAACUUGUCUCGUAAGUUUGUGGAGGUGAUGACGCAAUACAAUGAAACCCAAGUGUCCUUCAGAGAAAAGAGCAAAAGCAGGAUUCAGAGACAGCUGGAAAUCACUGGAAGAAUCACAACCAAUGAGGAAUUGGAAGAAAUGCUGGAGACUGGAAGCCACUCUGUGUUUACUUCUGAUAUCAUCUCUGACUCCCUGAUAACUCUUCAGGCCCUUAAUGAGAUCGAGUCAAGGCAUGAAGACAUUUUACGGCUGGAGUCCAGCAUUAAAGAGCUACAUGACAUAUUUGUGGACAUGGCCAUGCUUGUGGAGACUCAGGGUGAAAUGAUUGACAACAUUGAAAAAAAUGUAAAUAAUGCUGUGGAAUACAUUGGUAGUGCUAAAGAACAGACCAAGAAAGCUGUGAGGUACCAGACACGAGCCCGCAGGAAAUACAUAAUUCUUGCUCUUAUUAUUUUGGUCGUGCUUCUUGUGGUUGCACUUAUUGUCGGCUUAUCUGUGGGCCUGUCUGCUAAAACCACCACUAACUCUGCCACCACCACCUCUGCUGCAGCCAAUCCUAUUUAACCAUGGUUUCAAAGAAAAUGGUCUAUCUUGCCAUCUGUGCAGUGCUUGUCAUCCUAUUUGUCAUCAUCAUCGUUGGAGUUUACAUUGAUUAGUCACAUAUAGCAAAGAACUGUGUGAAGUUACCGUGCCUGUGAACAUUUGCAAUAUUUUGCUGCGUGCAAAAUGUCCAAACUCCUUUUUGAAUAUGUAUGAAUACAUGAAUAAAACUUUAUGACCUGUGAAUUGUGAAGAAGUUGGCACUGAUUUCUGGUUCAAGACCUUACUUUUUGACAGAUAGUCACUUGAUUUAAAUGCUUUGCCACUUCACAACAACGAGAGUUUUUUUUUUCACAAUAUUUUAUUUAUUUAAAGCAGCGAAACUGAUUUUUGCACAAUUGAGUAAGGUUUUGUAAUAUUCUAACAUGUAACCUAGGUUACAUUAGUGCCUUGGUAGAUCUGACUGAGUAAUGUGGAGUCAAACACUGUCCAAAAAAAGCGCACUUAAUAAGAUACCGGUAUAUAUUUUUGGCCUAAAGAAAGUAUCCUUAGAGAGAACAUUUUAAAAAAAAUAAAAGAAGAAAAAAGAGGAGAAUGUUUGUACUCAAUUAUCAAGAGAUCAUCAUUUAUUUUGGCUUACACGCACUAGUUUGACAGUGAUGUUUGGAAUGAAAGCACAUCCCCCUCUGUAUUGAACGGCUUGCUCCACACAAUAUGAUGUCAGAUCUAUAAGCAAAUAAUUUUAUGUUGUUCCUUUUGUCUUACAUAUGACUAUCUGACAGGAAUGUAACUAUGGAAUUACAGACAAA